UCCCUGUGCAGAGAGUGGCCCCCCCACCUUCCGCCACGCCGGCCCCCCCCGGGAGCGCCUGGCCCUGCACGUGCUCAACCUGUGCCCCUUUGUGCCUGAGCACCUGGAGACACGGCCCCUCUACAGCAGUGCCCAGCCCGGCCUCGAGCAGGGCAAGCUGCAGAUGUGGGUUGACAUUUUCCCCUCCAACCUCGGACCCCCUGGGCCCCCUGUGAACAUCGACCCCCGCAAGGCUGAGGGGUAUGAGCUGCGUUGUGUGGUGUGGAACGUGCGGGACACGGACUUGGGGGACACCAACCUGCUGGGGCAGCGCAUGAGUGACAUCUAUGUGACUGGGUGGCUGGACGGUCUCCCUGAGCAGCGGCAGCACACAGAUAUCCAUUACCGCUCCCGGGACGGACAUGGCGCCUUCAACUGGCGCUUCCUGUUCCCCUUCGAGUUCCUGGCGGCUGAGAAACUCUGUGCCAUCGGCCGCAGGGAGCAUGUCUGGAGCCUGGACAAGACAGUGCUGAAGGUGCCACCCAAACUCAUCCUCCAAGUGUGGGACAAUGACAAGUUUAAAGCAGAUGAUCUUCUGGGCGUCCUGGAGCUGGACCUGACCAAGCUGCCCUACCCAGCCCUGACCCCCAGGCUGUGCAGGGCCAUGCCCUGGGAGCACCGUAGUGUCCCCUGGCUCUGGUGCAGGACCCCAGCCCUGGCCCCCUCCUCAAUCAACCUUUUCCGAAUGCGGCGGACACGGGGCUGGUGGCCCUGCAUGGUGCAGGAGGACGGUGCCCAGCGGCUCUCUGGGAAGCUGGAGCUGAGCUUGGAGCUGCUGACAGCCGAGGAGGCCAAGGAGCGGCCGGUGGGGAAAGGGCGGGAGGAGCCUAAUAAAUACCCAACGCUGCCAGUGCCCAGGCGCUCCAAGUCCUCGUUCCUGUGGCUGCAAUCCCCGCUCCGCCUCCUGCGCUAUGGGAUCCGCUGGCGCUACUGUGGCUGGGCCGGGCUGGCACUAGUAGCAGUCUUGCUCCUCUUCCUCAUGCACACCUUCUUCCCGAGUUCUCUGACUGUUAAGACGGUUGACCAACUCCAUGUCCUACAUCCUGCUGGUGCACAGCAUCCUAAAAUGGAGCAUCCCCCUGGCAGAGGAGCAAUGCCAGCCUGAGGAGCCCAGGAACCCCUCAACUCCCCCCUUCCCUGGCUGCCAACCCCUCCCUGAGCUCCUCUCUCUCUCUCCUUUUUGGAUUAUCCCACCAUGGAGUGGAUUGUCCUGCUCCAGAGGCUACAUCCUGAUGAGUAUUCUAGGAAUUAACAAAGUCACGUCC
Messenger RNA from Neopelma chrysocephalum (saffron-crested tyrant-manakin), 1304 nucleotides. Its product is annotated as myoferlin-like. The record is from RefSeq and is a predicted model, not a curated record. NCBI's taxonomy places the organism in Eukaryota, Metazoa, Chordata, Aves, Passeriformes, Pipridae. The annotation marks the transcript as partial. Gene Ontology annotation, biological process: T-tubule organization; plasma membrane repair; vesicle fusion. The transcript has 9 exons. Gene Ontology annotation, cellular component: cytoplasmic vesicle; T-tubule. Gene Ontology annotation, molecular function: calcium-dependent phospholipid binding; calcium ion binding.